This is a messenger RNA of Symbiodinium sp. CCMP2592, 840 nucleotides long. Lineage: Eukaryota; Dinophyceae; Suessiales; Symbiodiniaceae. The record is from the annotation of a GenBank genome assembly.
AUGAACGGUGUGCAUGCGGCGGUGCAGAAGAACGCGGGAACCGCCGUCAUCACGGCGACCUUGUUGCUGCUGCUGCCGUGGAUAGCAUUCUCCUUGACGCUGUGUUUGUUCGUCUUCGCUUUCAAGGAAUUCGGACCGCUGAUAUGGGGCCUCAUAGCCUGUUCUCAGCUGCUAGCGCUGCUCGUGCUCGGCCUCGGAUCUGCAAGACGGCAGCAGGCCCAAGUGCUGCUGGGCUGCUUGGUCAUCGCGUCCAUUCUGGCAGCAAUUCCGGCUGGAGAAUACAUCGAGUCCACCUUCAUGGAUGAGUACUGGCGCCUAGGGUACGGUGCCGUUUACGAAGGCGUAAGUCCCCUUUCGCCGGGUGCUUCCUAUCUGGAUGCUUCUUUCAUGGCUUUUGACAAGACGGCCUACAUCGAUGUCUCCAGGGCCCUCGGCUUCAUGAAGGGGGGGCAUCUGUACUGCGUCGCGCCGGUCCUGAGCAGAGCCAGUCGGGCUUCCAACGUAUCCUUUUGGGUGACAGGGAUCGACUGCUGUGCCCGGAGAGGAAGUUUCGCGUGCCUGGGAUCUCAGGAUGCAGCAGGGGGCUCCGGUGUUGUCCUCUCUGAUGGCGACGGCAUCUUCACCAGAGCAGCACGUAUGGCGCAGUCCGUGAAUGGCUAUGGCAUCCUCCCGGAUUCGCAGAUACUUCUUCUCGUUUGGAUGCAGGAGCCGGGGCUCUACGCGGAGAGCUUGCAUGCCAGUGCGUUGACCUUCGUCGGGCUCACCAUCCUUGCUUUCCUUAUGCUGGGUCUCUGCGUUGGGCAGUGUGCUGUGCAAAGCCUCCCGCACCGGAAGUUCUGA